Toxotes jaculatrix (banded archerfish) is the source of this 2124-nucleotide messenger RNA. RefSeq names its product coproporphyrinogen oxidase (gene cpox). Gene Ontology annotation, cellular component: mitochondrial intermembrane space; cytoplasm. The record is from RefSeq and is a predicted model, not a curated record. The transcript is spliced from 7 exons. The coding region runs from base 117 to 1490 and encodes 457 amino acids. Gene Ontology annotation, molecular function: coproporphyrinogen oxidase activity. Lineage: Eukaryota; Metazoa; Chordata; Actinopteri; Toxotidae.
GAAGCACGACCUGCAGCACGUAGGCGCAAGUUCUGAUAAUGUUUUGAGAAGUUAACUACGCUGUAGCUGCCUACGACCGGUACUCACCGAGGACAGAGCGGGUUUGUUUCUUACAAAUGGCCACCAUCGUCUUUUGGACAGUGAACAAAACGGCUCCGACUACGACGAGACGAUGCUUGACUGCACAUUUAAAGGGGGUUGCUAGGGUAAGAGAGUCGCGUUUGCCGUUUUCCUCCGCUUACAGCCCGUCAUUGACUUUGCUUCCGGGAACGAGAUGGUUUUCCAGGGGUACCGGAGUGAGGUUAAUGUCCCAUGGGACCGCAGGGAGAUCCGCAGCCGGACAAGCCAGAAGGGGAGCUCUGGCGCUCAGUGGAGCCGCGGCAGUGACAGCAGCAGCGGCCGUAGCGGGGUUUUUAGCCAACACUAACCACUUCCAGCGUGCAGAAAUGGCAACGAGAGUCUCUCAAGCCGCCGAGGAAAAGGAGCAAGAGGGGGAUAUUCUGGAAAGAUGCCGGGGGUUCAUGUCCCCUCCAGUGACCGACAUCAGCGUGCUGCAGAGAAUGAAAGGGGAGAUGCGUACAAGGAUGGAAAUACUGAUCAUGGAGACGCAGGCCGAGUUCUGUAGAGCCCUGCAGAAGGUGGAUGGUGGGACGUUCAAGGUGGACCGAUGGGACAGGAAGGAAGGUGGCGGAGGAAUCAGUUGUGUGAUGCAGGAUGGAAAGGUGUUUGAGAAGGCAGGGGUCAAUGUGUCAGUGGUGUUUGGGAACCUGACCGAGGAGGCCGCCAGGCAGAUGAGGAGCAGAGGCAAAGUCCUCAAAGGGAAAGAUGGGAAGCUGCCUUUUUGUGCCAUGGGUGUGAGCUCUGUUAUCCACCCUAAGAACCCCCACAUCCCCACAGUGCACUUCAAUUACCGAUACUUUGAGAUUGAGGAGGAAGAUGGCACUAAGCAGUGGUGGUUUGGUGGAGGCACAGACUUGACUCCAGUUUAUAUUGAUAAAGAAGAUGCGUUUCACUUCCACAACACCCUGAAGGAGGCCUGUGACAAGCACGGCCCGCAGUACUACCCUGACUUUAAGAAAUGGUGUGACAGAUACUUCUAUAUCCGCCACAGAGGAGAAACUCGAGGUAUAGGAGGGAUCUUCUUCGAUGACCUGGACUCCCCAAGUCAGGAAGAAGUGUUCAACUUUGUCAAGAGUUGUGCCCGCACUGUGGUGCCCUGUUACCUGCCCAUCGUAUACAAACAUCUCAAUGACUCCUUUACUGAUGAGCAGAAGGACUGGCAGCAGGUGCGAAGAGGCAGAUACGUGGAGUUCAACCUGGUGUAUGACAGGGGAGUGAAGUUUGGCUUGGCCACGCCUGGCUCCAGAAUUGAGAGCAUCCUCAUGUCCCUCCCUCUCACUGCCAGGUGGGAGUACAUGCACGAGCCUGCCAAAGGUACCCAGGAGGCCGAGAUGCUGGAGGUGUUACGAAACCCCAAAGAGUGGGUGUGACCGCAGUGUUCACAGGUUUACAUGUCAAUAUGGACAAAACAUCCAGGAAAACAUCUUUGUUGUGUUUUAUAAAGGUGUGACCUGUUUGACAAGGUCUACAGCUGUUAAAAAUUUGUUUACCAAAAUAAUAUGAACUUGCUUUCCAAUUGCCUGAAGAGUUUUUUUAAUCUGCGCUGGUACUUUUCUCCUUCCUGUUUGCUGUUUUGUCAAAUCAGCCUUGUUAACACGUAAUCACAGGGGAUUUUAAUAUUGUAAUAAUGAGACUGUGUUGUUAAACGCAAUGAUUGAGCUCUGUGCCAAAGCUUGCUGCACCUCACAUGUGGCUAUUGUACCUGCUUUUCUGUUAUCUCAGUUUGAUGCUCCUUUUUAAGCUAGCUGUGAGGGUUUUUUUUUUUUUUUUUUUUUUUUAUCCCUGGGCUAAAUGUGUUGUGCUCUACUUGAAACUGUGUGAGCUCCACUCUGUUCUGUUCUUCUUUAACAAGGCAUUGAAAGGGAAAAUAAGGACAAACUGAGCCACUGUAUUUGCAUGUGCACCACUACUCGUAUCAAAUAUUAAUAAACAUUUUAAUGUUUUUAAUGUGUAAGUGCAUAUGCACGCCACAAUGGGUUAUCUUUUUUUGACAAUCAAAGCUAA